AUGAAAGGCUUUUGGCUGCUGUUGGUGCUCGUGGCUGCAGCUCAGGCUGAGAAGGUCUUCAUUGGAGAUCAGGUCAUUAGGAUCAAUGUGGAGUCUGAGGAACAGAUCCAGCUCCUGCAGGCUCUGGAGAGGGAACAGGACUGGGAGUUGGACUUCUGGCUCCACCCUGUCUCCACUGAGCUUCCUGUUGACAUCCGAGUGCCCUACUCCAGCCUGAGCGCUGUCAAAGACUACCUGAGUGCCCACAACAUCCCCUUCUCUGUCAUGAUCAACAACCUUCAGGAGCUCCUGGAUGAGGAGAAAUCUGAGAUGGAGGAGAACCAGAUGAGGGAACGCGGCACCGGGGGCUUUAACUUCGGAGCUUACCAUCCUUUGGAGACAAUCUACAGCUGGAUGGACACCCUGGUGGCUGAGCACCCUAACCUUAUCACCAAAGUGGAAAUCGGAAGAUCCUAUGAGAACAGGCCCAUGUUUGUGCUCAAGUUCAGCACUGGUGGCAACAAGCGUCCUGCUAUCUGGAUUGACACUGGAAUCCACUCCAGAGAGUGGGUGUCUCAGGCUACCGGAGUGUGGACUGCCAACAAGAUUGCCGCUGACUAUGGCACUGAUGCUUCCCUGACUUCCCUUCUGAAAACCAUGGACAUUUACAUGCUGAUCCUGGCCAACCCUGACGGCUACGUGUACACCCACACCAGUGACCGUAUGUGGCGUAAGACUCGCUCCAGGAACCCAGGCUCUAUGUGUCGUGGUGUGGAUCCCAACAGGAACUGGGAUGCAGGCUUUAGUGGUCCUGGUGCCAGUAACAAGCCCUGCUCAGAUUCCUACCACGGCCCCUCGGCCCACUCUGAGGUUGAGGUGAAGAAUGUGGUGAACCUGAUCAAGAGCCAUGGAAAUUUCAAGUCCUUCAUCUCUGUCCAUGCCUAUUCCCAGCUGCUCAUGUAUCCUUACGGCUACAACUGCAGAGACGUGUCCCAUCAGCGAGAGCUGGACUCCAUUGGCAGAGCUGCAGUGCAGAAACUCACCUCCCUUUAUGGUACCAGGUACAAGGUUGGAAGCAUCUGCAAAAUCAUCUACCAAGCCAGUGGCGGCAGUAUUGAUUGGUCCUAUAACCUGGGCAUUAAGUACUCCUUCGCCUUCGAGCUGAGGGACACUGGUCGCUAUGGUUUCAUCCUGCCAGCCAAUCAGAUCAUCCCCACUGCCUCCGAGACCUGGCUGGCCCUGAAGCACAUCAUGGAGUACGUCCGUGACCAUCCUUAUUGAUGACUGGACCCACUGAUGCAGUGUAGGGUGAACUUGAACUCAGUUUACCCACCUCUUUUUCUGAAGCUGACCUAUUCUGUAUGAGCUAAUGUCAUAAUUGAUGUUUGUCUUAUGAUGGUCACUAAA
Messenger RNA from Myripristis murdjan (pinecone soldierfish), 1386 nucleotides. RefSeq names its product carboxypeptidase A4 (gene cpa4). Gene Ontology annotation, biological process: proteolysis. The transcript has 11 exons. The record is from RefSeq and is a predicted model, not a curated record. Gene Ontology annotation, molecular function: metallocarboxypeptidase activity; zinc ion binding. Lineage: Eukaryota; Metazoa; Chordata; Actinopteri; Holocentriformes; Holocentridae. The coding region runs from base 1 to 1260 and encodes 419 amino acids.